Molecule: messenger RNA, 964 nt
Organism: Biomphalaria glabrata
Lineage: Eukaryota; Metazoa; Mollusca; Gastropoda; Planorbidae
Exons: 5
Coding region: 65-601 (178 amino acids)
Source: RefSeq, a predicted model, not a curated record
CGAGGCUUUUCCAGAGAUCGUUUUUGAGCCCGAUAAAGAGAGAUCUGUGUAUUGUGAGUUCGGUAUGGUAGAACUUGUUGACUACAUCUUUAUGAGGGCCAAGCUUAUCCUUCGUCAGUUUGACUGGUUUCUGUAUAAAGUAAUCACUGUUGUGAAGGUCGAUCGGAACAGUUCAGAAAAAACAUUGUGCAGAUUGCGCGUGGAAGGGUCGAACCUCAAAGUGUGUAGACUCAUUGACUAUGCCGAGAAUACAUAUUGUGACUGUGUGGUGACCAAAGUUGGCUAUUAUAGGAGCGUUCAUGUCAACAUGACCAAACCUGUGGAUGCCAUGGAUAUGUUUAAUCUCUACCACAUUGUCUGGUACGACGCUGAACAGAGUGAAAAACUAAUAGGGUCAAAGCCAGUAUGGAGCUCGCCCUGGAAAGUCAAAGGCCUCAUAUACCAAUCAGUGGAGAAAUGUCGAAGAAGUAGCAACCCUCGCAAUUUGAUUAGAUAUCAAUCUAAAUCAGGUGCUACCCUAGUGUCUCCACACCAGAGAUUACCAUUAGGUCUGCUACUUCAGACGUGCACAUUACUUGUGACAAUAGCAGGAGUCUUGUGAGACACAAGCCAGAUCCAGGCAAGAGGAAUUACAUUUUCAAGAGCAUUCUCCCGAAAGACUCUUCUGACGACUUCCAGAAAUGCAUAUCAUUAUCCAAAGAAAUUAGCCUACUGCCUAAAGAACUCCAAGAACUAUAAAGGAAAGUGUUCUCUGAUUGGUCAUAUUUUAUAUUCUUUAAAAUGUCAAUUUACCUUGAUAUUAUGUUUGUAAAUAUAAUUUUUAAAAUUAUUUUUUUUAAUAUCAAUGCAUCUACCCAACUUUGCUUGAUAUGAAAGAAAUGUUUAGUUAGCACAUUGAAAAGGAUGUAGACAAUUAAAGAAUCCAGUUUUUCACCACUUCGUUAGUGCAUCCAUUGUUGUUUAC